This is a messenger RNA of Andrographis paniculata, 645 nucleotides long. Its product is annotated as SNF1-related protein kinase catalytic subunit alpha KIN10-like. The transcript has 5 exons. The record is from RefSeq and is a predicted model, not a curated record. The coding region runs from base 1 to 645 and encodes 214 amino acids. Lineage: Eukaryota; Viridiplantae; Streptophyta; Magnoliopsida; Lamiales; Acanthaceae.
AUGCUUAUAGUUGAUCCCAUGAAGCGGAUGACUAUUCCUGAGAUACAUGCUCAUCCCUGGUUUCAAGCUCAUCUCCAGCGCUAUUUGGCUGUGCCACCACCGGAUACAGCCCAACUGGCAGAAAAGGAUGUUAAAUCUGGAUUUUUGGUGAUAUUAAAAUUUAUGUAUGCUGUUCAAUUUCAGAUUGAUGAAGAGAUUCUUCAAGAGCUGCGAAGCAGGGUUCAGAAUGAGGGAACUGUUACGUACUAUUUGUUGCUAGACAACCGGUUCCGUGUUUCUAGUGGCUACCUUAGACUAUUCAUGAUAAAUAAAUGUAGCCGUCUUCCUGAAUAUGGGUACAAUCGGACGAAUCCUAAUGAGACUAUAGCAUCUCCUGUUGGGCGGGCGAUAGAUUAUCCACAAUUUGGGGGGAGCAGGUAUCCGGUUGAUCGGAAAUGGGCACUUGGACUCCAGGUUAAUCGCCGUAUAUCUUUUGCAUUUCAUUCUUACAAAUGUGAAAAAAAGAGCCACUAUUAUUACUUCACCAAGAAUAUGAUCCCAACAAUGGUUUAUGCUGCCUAUAGAGAUCGUAAUACUAUUGUUAUUGUUUCCUACUGCCCCCGGCAGCUGACAACUAUUCAUGUAUCCAUCUGUUUUGGUUAUUAA